AUGGCUUUACUGUCCGUUUUCGGCAACGAAGCGCCACAUCAGUCGACAAUUUCCCGUUGGUUUGGAGAAUUCAAACGUGGACGGGUGAGUCUUAGCGACGAUACCAGGGUGGGUGCACCAAAAACGGCAGUCACCCAGGAAAACGUCGAUGAUGUGCGCAAACUCAUCAUUGAAGAUAGACAUGUGAGAUGUCGCGAGAUUGAGGCGUCCUUGAAAAAAUUAGUUUCUCGUUGGAUACCCCACCUGUUGACUGAAGAGCAGAAAGCAGCCAGGGUUAAUUGGUGUCAAAAAACGCUUGACUGUUUCAACUCCGGAAACUCAAAAAAUGUGUACAGCAUUGUUAGUGGUGAUGAAUCGUGGAUUUACUGUUAUGAACCAGAAAAUAAACGACAGUCAGCUGUUUGGGUGUUCCAAGGUGAAGAAAAGCCAACAAAAAUGGUCCCGAGAUUUGUGUCAAAAGCGGGUCAUAUUGCAACAAUUCCUCUUAAUGAGCACAGAACUGUUACUGCGGAUUGGUAUAUCACCAUUUGUUUGCCAAAACAUUUAACGGAAGAAAACGUGGAAUUAUUGGACCAUACUCCAUAUAGUUCCGAUCUAAGUCGUAACGAUUUCGUUACUUUCCCGAAAAUUAAAAACAGACUGCGUGGUCAAAGGUUCCAGUCACCAGAAGAAGCUGUUGACGCAUUCAAAAAUGCCGUUUUGGAUCUGCCAGCAAACGAGUGGAAUAAGUGCUUCGAAAAUUGGUUCAAGGGCAUGCAGAUGUGUAUUAAUCUUCGUGGAGAAUACUUCGAAAAACAAUAA
This is a messenger RNA of Acanthoscelides obtectus, 801 nucleotides long. The record is from the annotation of a GenBank genome assembly. Lineage: Eukaryota; Metazoa; Arthropoda; Insecta; Coleoptera; Chrysomelidae.